Plasmodium fragile is the source of this 3759-nucleotide messenger RNA. RefSeq lists its product as uncharacterized. Bases 1 to 3759 code for a protein of 1252 amino acids. The transcript has a single exon. Gene Ontology annotation, molecular function: protein-N-terminal amino-acid acetyltransferase activity; histone acetyltransferase activity. Gene Ontology annotation, biological process: N-terminal peptidyl-methionine acetylation. Lineage: Eukaryota; Apicomplexa; Aconoidasida; Haemosporida; Plasmodiidae. Gene Ontology annotation, cellular component: Golgi membrane. The record is from RefSeq and is a predicted model, not a curated record.
AUGGACAGAUAUAAUGCUGAUGAGGAGAAGAAUUUGAAUUUUAUAACCCAUAAAAACCGUGGUGCUGAAAAUAUGAAUUCUAGAAAUAGAAAAAGUAGUUUUAUUGAAUUCCAGUAUGACAAAGUUGUAAAUAAUGUGUUAGGAUUAUUCAAGAAACAGAACAAGCAAAGGUUCCUGUCAACGUCAUCUGCCUUACGCAAUGACAUGCAUGAACAAAUUUUAAGUUCUCGGUUAUUCUUAGAUUUAUGUGAAGACAGGGAAAUACUCUUACAUAAAAUAUUAAAAAAAAUAAAUAUUUUGAAUUUAAUUUAUUUUCGCUUUUUAAAAGAGUCUGACAUCGACGACGUAUUCGAUUUGCACAAUGAGCUCUUUCCUGUAAAGUACCACUCCGAUUUUUACUUUAGCAUUUGCAAUUUUGCGGAUGAUAAGGUAAUAGACGACGAGGUUACCAGAGUCGUUGAGAAGAUUUCCCGCUCUCUCAGGAGUAAUACAGGCUCCAAACGGCACGACGGCGUAGUCAAGCCGAAAGAAGUGAACCGGGGCAGAGGGGGAAGGAACGGAGACGGUUGCGGUGUAUGUCUUAAGGGUGGAAGCGCUAACCAAUCCGGCCCUGCACCGAUUGAAGAGAAAAAUGACGACAAAGUAAAGCACCGCGCCACCUCUCCGCAAGGUGAAGACAAUCAUAAAAUGAAAGGAAAGGAAGCCGAAGAGAGUGAAGAAACGGAGAAAAAUUUAGACGAGCACGAAGAUGAUUCAGACAAUAUUUCAAAUAAAAAAUUAAUGAACUUGGAAGAUUACAAUUCGUCAAAUAAUUUCGUGGACGCGAAUAAUGAUGGGCGGAAAAGGAUAAAUAAAAAGUGGAAGGAAGAGGAAAUAUUCUCCAUAGGUGCCUUCCUUCCUUUUUCAUUUAUUGAUUAUAUAAACAGUGAUCAUAUUACUAAAUUUCUGAAGAGUAAAGCAAUAGAAAAGGUAAGUGAAAAGGAGAUCCUACUCGAUUAUAUUAAAUUUAUUGACGACAGUAAUAGGUUGCGUAAUGGUGGAAGCGACAUGAAUUCGGCACACACACCCCAGUCAGUGGAGAAUAUGCAGUCGAUCAAUACGACCCAUUCGGAUGACCCCUGCCCAUCGGAUGGUCAUGUGCAUUCUGCUUGGUGUUCUCCCUCAGAGAGCAGAACAAAUGAGAGAAGAAUGUCGCCGAGUAAGCUAAGCACCAAGGCAAGCAAUUUGACAAAUCCAUCUUCUAAAUGUUUGCCCACGAUUUGUAUAUCGGAAAGCGCACAGAAUGAUUCCCCUGUGAGCAAAAGCGAACAAGAAAUGUAUAUGAACAAUAAGCAUAAGGAUAGUAAACAUGACGCAAGUACAAGUAAAAAGAAGGGCACGCCCCACACCUGGGUCCCUUAUGAAAAUGGACACGAUACGUGUAGGUACAACGGAACUCAGCUGGAAGAAUAUAUAAAAAAAAAAGAAGUCUUAAAGGACGAAAACAGCCAGGUAGAACAUAAAAAGGAGAACAAUGCGAGUGACGAACUCGAUGAUAAAAAUCCUGAUAGAAGUAACAAUUUCAAAAAGGAGGAGUACAUUAAAAAGUAUCCCCCAUCAGUGGAUGCAACGGAAAAGGAUACGAAACAUAGCGAUGCACACAGCCUUAAGAAUAGCAGCGCUUGCGUGUCUUCCCUGCAGAAGGACAAAUGCGUUCAAAGCGACGGAGGGGAUGGAAGCGGGAAGAAGCAUGGUGCCAUUCAGUUCAACAGUUAUCUAGAGAAUCUCCACAACAAUAUGUAUGAUGAAAAUAAUAGCAACAUUCAAAAUAUUUACAAACAGUUGAAGGAAAAAAACAUUGAAUAUGAAGAGAGAAGUAACCCCAUUCUCGGGACAGAACAUGUGAUAAGUCGUUUGAGAGAUAAAAUAUGCUUAAGCAAAGAAACGCUCAAUUUGUACAAUCGUAAUAAAAAAAGAGUGAAAAAAAAUUACCUCGUCGGAAGUGUGUCAAAUCUGAUUAACUACCAAGAUGCUAGAAACGAAAAGGAUUUUAUCAAUAUAUAUAACCAUUUUAAAAAAAAAUCGAAUAACUCAACCAAGGGCAAGAACUACUUAAAAUAUGUGUAUGAUUCGUCUUUGAACUUUUUAGAGAAUUAUAUCCCCCUAGAUAAAAAUGGAAAUUCCAGCGAGAGGGAAAAAACGGCAAGCAACUUCCCAUCGAAUAAUCUGAAAAAGACGGAUCAAAAUGAACAAUCCAACGGAAGCACACUCCAUACAAAUGACAGAAAUGAUAAAAUGAAAACACAGUUUAGCGAUAUGCUAAACCAAAAUGGUGAAAAGAUACCUAACUGCUCCUCACAUCCAUUCGAUCAGGAAAGAAAAAAACUCAUACGUCUACACAACGUGCUGAACGACUUAUCCGUUUUGCGAACGCAACAUGUUAAUAAAGACACAAAUUUUGAAAAGAAAUUAUAUGAAGAAAUUUAUAUGAAUGAAAAUAUCAAAACGAUGACCAAAAAAUAUACUAAAAAAAAAAUUAACAGUAUUUACAUUUUAACAGUGGGAAUAAGUGAAUACUUUAGGGGACUAAAUUUAGCUUCCUAUCUCAUUGAAUACACUGUGUUUUAUUUCUAUUUUAUUAUUUACAGAAUAUUUCUGUACAAGAGUAAAUUUUAUUGCUACAUUGAUAAUGAUAUGUUUUAUAGCAUUUCUUCUAGCCAGUUAAAUGACGAACACCAGAACGAUUUUUUCGACGAGGGUUUACUCACGGAUAACUCGUCGGACGAUUUCUACUCCAUCCUGAGUGAUGAAAAAUCGUUCUCCGAUAGGGACUACAAGAGGAAGAGUUUAAAUGGAAAAGAAGACAUGUGCAUGUGGGAAACAAGGAAUUGCCUGGAAGCGGAAGGGAAACCAUCCGAUGGAGCACCACAUGGUUCUACUAGGAGUUCGCACGAACACUUGAAUGAACAGAAAAACGAAAAUAAGUGCGUCAAUCCGAAUUACUCUUUGCAGAAAGAAGAUUUCGUCAGUGCUGAAACGGAUGACGAGAAUAAGGAAGCGUCAUCGAAUUUUAAUAAUAAGUCCCCCCUGUGUGGUAAUUAUCCAACUCAGCUUAACACCCGUCAAGCAGAUGAACAUAGGAAUAACAGAAAGGAGAGUCACCAAAUGAGGGACAACACCCCACGCACGUCUAAAACGUACAAAAUGAAUAACAUGAAUAUUAACGCCAAUCACGGAAACAAACGCAAAAACAAGUGGGGCACCCAGAAGUCCAAAAAUUAUAGCAUUUCUAAUGGAGUUCUACGGGAGUGUUACAAACAAAUCAUACUGAAUGAUUAUUUGCACCACCUGUAUGUUAUUAUUCGAAAUAAAAACGCGGAGAUGUUAGCAGAGAAAAGGAAACAAAAUGGAGAAACGCAAAGAAAAGAUCCUUUUCCUGCGUUCUUUAAAUUUCCCCUAUUUAAAAAUCCCCUGUACAACACAAGCCUUAACAAUAAAAUGCUGGAUUUUUUUUUAAACAAUUUUUGUGCCUUCAAUUUAAAAGACAGACCAUUUUUUCACCUAAAAAAGGUGAAUGCAAACAAGGUUUGCUUGGAUUAUAAUGACGAUGAGGAUGAUGUGCCCCUGCCUCUGUACAUGUACCUACAUGUCAUAGAUUAUAAUAAAGCGGCCAUAAAUUUGUAUAACAAGCUAAACUUCGAUUAUAUUUGCACGUAUGACAAUUUUUAUGAUAUAAACAAAGUGACCUUCUCUUCCUAUUUGUAUGCAUAUUUCUUUUAG